This is a messenger RNA of Arctia plantaginis, 1317 nucleotides long. The record is from the annotation of a GenBank genome assembly. NCBI's taxonomy places the organism in Eukaryota, Metazoa, Arthropoda, Insecta, Lepidoptera, Erebidae.
AUGUUCUGUAGAAGCUCAAAGGUGCUGCAACGGAUAUAUAAUGGCAGACAGACGUACAGCACUGCUGGUUAUACGAGCUACUAUUUGUGUCAGCGGCUGCACACCUGCAAAUCUUUACGUAUAAAGAUAUUGAAACCAAGCCUAGUUAUAAACCAGCCAAGAUGCAUUAUCCAUACAGGUGUAGCAGUACUGAAGGAAGAGGAAGUCAAAGCGCCCACGUAUCCAGAUUCUGUGACUUCAGGCGACGUCAAGUACGUUAAAAAGGAAGGUGAUGCAGUGGCUAUGGACGAGGUCGUCAUGGAGAUUGAGACAGAUAAGACAGCCCUGCCAGUUAUGUCUCCAGGCCACGGUGUCAUCACCAAGAUGCUUGUCAAGCCUGGCCAGUCAGUCAAGUCACAACAACCACUCAUGAUUGUGAAUGUAACAGGACAAGCCCCUGUCAAAGCUGCAGCAGCAGCACCAGCAGCACCAGCACCUAAAGCUGCGGCGCCGGCUUCCUCCUCCGUCGCAGCGGCCAGGCCGGCUCCUAGGCCUGCUCCUGCUGCCUCGAGGGCACCAGCUGGACCAACUGCUGCAUCACUUAAGAUAGGUGACCCAACAAAAACCAUAUCAGGUUCACGAACAGAACAUCCAGUCCCGAUGAACAAAAUGAGACAACGAAUCGCCGAACGACUAAAAGAGGCCCAAAAUACAACAGCCAUGUUAACUACCUUCAACGAGUGUGAUAUGAGUAACCUGAUGGCGUUUCGUAAAGCGAAUUUAGAAACAUUCACUAAAAAGUACGGAGUAAAACUAUCGUUCAUGUCACCAUUUCUGAAGGCGGCGGCCAAUGCACUCAUGAACCAGCCAGUUGUCAAUGCUGUCAUCAUCGGCAGUGAUAUAGUUUACAGGGACUAUGUGGACAUAUCAGUGGCGGUGGCCACGCCCCGAGGUUUAGUUGUACCCAUAAUACGCAAUGUGGACUCAAUGGACUACCCGCAAAUCGAACUUGCAAUGGGGCAAAUGGCGGCAAAAGCGCGAGAAGGUAGGCUUACACAAGCGGAUAUGACUGGUGGAACAUUCACUAUAAGCAACGGCGGAGUGUUUGGAUCAUUGUUGUCUAUGCCCAUCAUCAACUUACCACAGUCGUCCAUUUUGGGCAUGCAUGCGAUAUUCCAGAGACCUGUUGCUAUCAAUAAGAAGGUUGAAAUAAGACCCAUGAUGUACCUCGCGUUAUCCUACGACCAUAGACUCAUAGACGGUCGCGAAGCUGUGCUAUUCCUGCGCAAAAUUAAAUCUGGCGUUGAAGACCCCACGUCCAUUUUAGCCGGCAUUUGA